Molecule: messenger RNA, 2792 nt
Organism: Monodelphis domestica (gray short-tailed opossum)
Lineage: Eukaryota; Metazoa; Chordata; Mammalia; Didelphimorphia; Didelphidae
Product: RH-like protein
Biological process (GO): ammonium transmembrane transport; ammonium homeostasis
Cellular component (GO): plasma membrane
Molecular function (GO): ammonium channel activity
Source: RefSeq, a predicted model, not a curated record
AAUUAUUGCCUUUUGAAAAAAGCGAGGAUAAGCAGAGGAGGAGAAGAAAAAGUUAUACCUCAGAAAAGUUCGACCUGGGGGCAGGAUGGGCUCAAAAUACCCCAAGUCCCUCAGGAUAUCCCUGCCUUUAUGGGCCCUCAUAUUGGAAAUCGUUUUUAUUCUGGUUUUCUUCUUUUUUACAUCUUAUGAACAACCUUCCGAGAAGUCUGAGCUUCUGAAGACCUAUCCAGCCUUCCAGGAUAUCAACGUCAUGCUGGUGCUGGGCUUGGCCUUCUUCAAGGCCUCCUUGUGGAGAUACACAUGGAGCAGCGUGGCCUUCAACCUCUUCAGCCUGGCCGUCGGGGUGCAGUGGGCCAUCAUUCUGGAUGGCUUCCUGUUCAACUUCUCCACAAGGAAGUUUGCCAUCAACAUUCACAGCAUCAUAAAGGGUACCAUGAGUACUAUGGUUGUCCUCAUCUCCUCAGGGGCCACCCUAGGUAAAAUCAACUUGGUCCAACUUAUAGUAAUGACCUUGCUGGAAGUAACAGCAUUCCAAGGAACCAAGAAGCUCAUGCAAGAAUUCCUUAAGAUGUAUGAAUAUGAAAGCCUGAUGCAAAUCCAUAUAUUUGGAGCCUACUUUGGCGUGGCUGCAGCCUGGCGCCUCUCAGAAUCAGAACUGAAUAUGGCCAAGGAGAAGGAAAGGAGAGCUGUGGCUUCCAAUCUGUUUACUGCUCUGGGUACCCUUUUCUUAUGGAUCUUCUGGCCAACCUUCAAUUCUGUCCUAUUAAACUCCCCUGGUGAGAAGGAAAUUGCUAUAUACAACACAUAUUAUGCCCUUGCUGUCAGUGCAGUGACUGCCAUGUCGUUUUCAGCUGCCACUCACUCCAAUGGGAAAAUCAGUAUGACCCAUGUCCACAGAGCAACACUGGCUGGAGGGGUUGCUAUUGGAGUCAGCACGAUCAUCAUCAAAUCACCUUGGAUUGCCAUGGUGCUGGGGUUUUCUGCAGGCACGAUCGCAGUAAUAGGAGACAAGUAUUUGCCGAGAUUCUUUAACCAGGUCAUCAGGCUUCAUGACACCUGCGGAGUUCAUGCCACCUUUGGAUUGCCAGCGCUGCUGGGACGGUUGAUCUACAUUCUGUUGAUAGCUGGGCACAAUGGCUGGACCAACUUGUCCGAGACUGGCAACAAGAUUCUGAUUUCAGCCGGCUAUCUGGGCCUGCCCAUGGCCAUGGGGCUGGGAGGGGGUGUCCUGACAGGUUUAAUUUUAAGUUUCAACAUAUGGAAGUCACCACAUGAAGCAAAAUACUUUGAUGACCAGGCUUUUUGGGAGUUUCCCCAUUUAGCUGUUGGAUUUUAAGUUGAAGAAUUCAAGAAAUAGAUGGACAGUUUGGAGCUAAAGAAAACCACCAUUAUUCCAUCUUUCUUCCAGGAAUCUAGACCUUUUCAUGAUCUUACUUGGUGAUUCUAGGCCAGUCAUUCUAGCUCUCAAAUUUCCUUUUCUGUAAAAUGAGGGACGUUAGACUAGAUGAUCCUGGAGGUCCUUUUUGCCUCUGUUGUUCUCUUCUUGUCUAGUAGUUUUCUAACAAAUGCAUGAAGAAACAUAGUUGGAUACAUUUUUGAUGUUAAUAAAACUAAAAACUCUAGUAUGCUGAACCAAUAAUAAUUUAUGAAAAAUCUGGUUAGCUUUAUUCAAGAUGAUAGAAUAUAUUCUUCCACGGAAUGUGAAAUGCCACAUUAUAACCUUUUUGUAGUGUUUCAUUAAUAUGAUUAUUUACUAGUGAGAUGUGCUUUAGGGCCUUUACAUUACAUGCUCAAAAAAGGACUCCAUAGUCUAGAUUAUCCAUUUCAUCAGAGCAGCAAGGUGAAAUAGGGGAUAAUUCAAAAAUCCUUUAUAUUUAGCUCUUGAAUACAUUAUUUUGUUCCUAGUGGUUUUACUUAAUUAGGUAUAAUGUGGGCUAUUAAAAUUGAUUUAUAUUUAAGACUUUACCCUGGCCAAGAGGACUGAGAGGGAGAAAGAAGAAUGGCUGGGGAUAUUAAUGGGUGGGAUGAUAAAUUAGGUCAGGAUUUAAAACUGAAAUUAAAAAAUAUGUACAUAGCUCACAAAAAGUUGCCUUUAAAAGGUGGUCCUUUUUUUAAUGGCCUUGAGAAACAAAGCGUUCUACUAGGAUGCAAUAUUUGGGAGAUCGAGUCCUGAUCGUGCCGUCUCCUUAUUGUGUAACUAUAGACCAGCUCCUGUUUCUCUCUGGGUCUUUUGGUUUGCCUCUUCUAUAAAAUGAGGGAAUUGUACUAGGUGAUCUCUGAGGUCCCCUCCAGUUCUAAAGCUCCAUCUUUGAAUGUCUCUUUCAGUUUUGACGUGCUCUAAGGUCCCUUCCACUAGGAUGUUCUAUGUUCUAAUAUUCUAGAUUUUACAGAGUAGUUCCUAGGACAAUCAGACUGUGAAACUUACCUAGAAUUAUAGUUGGCAUCUCAGUGAUUCUGUCUUCAUCAAAGCAAAAGGAAAUGAAACAGAUUCCGAUUCUGUUGCUAAGCAAGAGUCCAUUUAGCCUGGAUUAGGAUUCUAAGAUCUAUUUUCCCCCCCAUUUCUGCUAGGAUACGUUUGGAGUCCUUCAGACUUCUACCACUUACUGGUCACAUGGAUGAGUUGGUUCUUCCUUUUUAAACAGCGGCAACAUGAUAAUACAUGUACAUAUCCCAGCUCUAGGAGCGGGGAGAGAAGGGAGGAAGGGAGACAAUUUGGAUUGUACAACUUUGGAAAGUUUAUGUGGAAAUUGUUAUUACAUAUAACUGAUAAAAAUAAAUGAAAUGAAAUGAAA